Mya arenaria is the source of this 4119-nucleotide messenger RNA. RefSeq lists its product as uncharacterized. The record is from RefSeq and is a predicted model, not a curated record. Lineage: Eukaryota; Metazoa; Mollusca; Bivalvia; Myida; Myidae. The coding region runs from base 77 to 3082 and encodes 1001 amino acids. The transcript has 2 exons. Gene Ontology annotation, molecular function: protein binding.
CGACGCCACUUGAGUGCCAUUGCUGGAAAGAAGAACAUGCGGGCUGAACAACGUGAAAUCUGAUAUCAACAAGCUGAUGACAAAGAACCUUAACCUUGUGACGCCUGAAAUAAAAAGCCUCCGGGAGAACACUAUUUGGUUCCUUGAGGACAACUGUGGUGAUGAAUUCUACGUAGAAACAGCUCGAUUUCAAGACGCCAUUCGUUUACUAAAAGAAAAGCAUUUCAUCGUUCUAACUGGCCAUCCCGGGGAGGGGAAAACUGCCAUGGCAGCGAGGCUGGCCCUGGCUGACGGCACAAAGCCGGAAAACUGCCUGAAACUGGAUCGUGCAGGAGACUGGAGAAAAGUGGAUUGGUCAUUAAAACUUUUUAAUACGGUCAUUGUAGACGAUAUCUUUGGAGGCGGUACACUCAAUCAGAAACUUCUUGCUGACUGGGAACCAUAUCUGCCUGAAAUGGAAAGAGCUGCAAAGCAGAAACGUUUGAGAAUCAUAAUUACCACAAGACACUACAUCAAAGAGGAGGCUUUAGAGGAAAUGGGCAAUCGCACCGUAUUUAAUGACAAAGAAGGAUGCGUUUUGCUAUUGUCAUCAUCGAGGUUUUUACCGUUUAACGAGAAGAAAGACAUUCUUAUAUCAAGGGCAAAGAAAAACAAUUCUUAUGACAAAAUUGACAACUACCGUAUUAAAUAUGAAGAUUGUGUGAGGAAAGCAGAGGGAGACAUAAACUUGCAAGAAGGUCAAACAGAUGGCCACGUGUUUGGGUUUCCGCAGUGUGCAACAUUGUUCGUCCAAAGUGAAGCGUUGAUAAAGCUGGGCUCUGAUUUCUUCAGCAAACCAGAAAUACACUUCAAAACAUAUAUUGACCAGUUGUACAAAGGCAAGGAUGAAGAGCAGUUCUACAAGUUCUUGGCUUUUGUGGCUGUCUGGGCAAAACAAAACAUGAAAUUGAAAGAAUUCGAUGUACAAAAUGCCAGAAAUGUGUCUGACCAUGUUAAAAUUGUUGCACACUGUUUUGGAAUUCAAGUUAAUAACCAUUUUCUUGAAACUUUAAAAUCUUCCCUGAAAAGCCAUGUUCAUGACCUGUUGUUGUUGAUCGAUCACUCUGGGGAGUACACCUUUAGAAACAAAGUAAACGGGGACAUGGUUGGGGUAGUCCUUGGAAGUCACAAAGUCCUGGAAUGCAUUGAGCUAUGCCCGAGAGAUUUCCUGAUGGAACGCGUUACAAUUGCACCAGCCAGUGAGGACGAGCUUCGUGUUGUAGUACUAAAGAAACACUAUAACGCUCUGUGUGACAAGUUUGUAAGAAUGAUUGGUCGAAGAAACUGCAACUUUGUGGCAAAGGAGUCACCACAUGACGAAUUCCAACAACUUCAAUGUAAAGGUCCCCGUUCGAACACCGUUGAUGCAUUCAGUGACAUCGACUUUGGUUUACUAAAACACAGCGCAUUUAAAGACGAUGAUUUUGUAAAGUCAUUUAUCAGAUACAUCCGGGAAAAUCAUUUCGAUCAGGAUCUUUUCACUGUUCCUGUAAUGAAAAUGACAGGGUACUUCCUCGACUACGAUAUCAGAAUGAUAGAAAUGGUGAUGUUCCUACCGGGUUACUCGCUAUACGGUGAACUUAGUGUGUUUGCAAAAGAGUUGAUUGUGCAAGACGUUUUUCGAAAGGACGAAACCCUUCCGCUUCUGCUGGUAACCCAUUCCGGUGAUAUUGACAUGAUGAAAUUACUUUUAAGCCACGGAGCAAAAGUUUCGGGAGACACAAUCCAUGUAGCUAUGCACAAAAAAGAACAAAUGUUUGAAUCAAACAAGGUCCUCGAUACAAUAGUUGAAUACCAAGGUAUAGACAUCAAUGACAGGGGAAACGCCCUAAAUGGAAACUAUCCGUUGAUUGUUGCAGCAAGAAAGGGUUUUGCUUAUGAAGUAGAAUGUAUGUUGCUACAUGGCGCUGAUCCGUCCGUGAAAAAUGAUAAAAAACUGACGGCUCUGCACAUGGCAGUUAUCUACAAGCAUGAACGCAUUAUCAAACUGCUCAUUGACAAUCAAUCGCCAUUGAACGAGAAGGGUGGAAAAUGUAUGAGAUCACCCCUUCAUAUUGCUGCUGAUCUUGGUAUGACUGAAACAGUUGAAAAUUUGAUAGUCAAAGGCGCAAACAUGACUAUAAAGGACAAUUGUGGCUACUUGCCGAUAUUUCUAGCUGCCAUCCGAGGACAUUUGGAAACAGUCAGGGUCCUUUUAAAGCAUGACAAAAGUCAGGAUAGCCUUCGGAUUGCACCUUUUGGCAAGGACUCUUUCAUCAAAGGCAUGUCAUUGAUGCAUAUAGCAGUUUGGAAGAAUGACAGAAGUCUUAUCCAGCUAUUAAUCGACGAGAAGGCAAAUCCAAAUGUGAAGGACUUCUUUGGUCAGACCCCGCUGUUCUAUUCAAUUAUGACUGGCAAGAAGAUUGCAACACGCCUGUUGUUUCAAUAUGCGGACAAAACACUGCCCCAGAAAAUGGGAUACACGCCAUUGCACGCUGCCAUUAUCAAGGGAAAUUUCAAACUUGUAGCCAAACUUGCGGCUGAAGUAAAUAUCAAUGAACCUGACAAAAACGGUCGGACACCUCUGCAUGUUGCAUGUGAAAAAGGGGAUAUACACACCGUUUAUCUUCUGCUGAACAAACACAAUGCAGAUCCGCUAAUGGUUACAAAUCAAGGGGACACAGUUUUCCAUAUCCUCAGAAAAAAUGAAAAAAACAAAAGUCAAGAGGAACACCGUAAGCGCCGUUUGAUUGAGACGCUUUUACUUGAAGCCCAUCCAGAAAUUUUUGAUCGUGUAAAAUGUAUGCCGAACAACAAGGGAGUGUCCAUUACAGACAUUCCAAAACCCGCCUCGAAGGUCUUGAAUAAAAGAACAGAUUUGAAUCAAGCUGUAGAAUGUGACUUUGACGACAUAAGCGAUGACGAUGAUGAUGACGACACGGGAGUUUACGCUACAAGUGUUGCGGGUAAUGGAGGCGCAGCUAAUGUAAGGCUUUUACAGGAUUUGCUCAAUAGUUUUGCAUGUGGAAACUCUGAUGAUGAAGACAAAGAUGGGAUGCAAUAGAGAGGAUAUGAAGAUAAAGAUGACCUUCUUACAACGAUGACGAUGGGAAUUUCAUGCAACAUGAAACCUUUAAAAUUAACAUAAAAACCCUUUUUUUAGUUUCUUGCUCAAACAUAUUAUUAAUAGCUAUGAUGUUAUGUAUGUAAGUCGGGAAUUAGGCUAUGCCAAAUCGAGUCUAUGUUUUACCUCAUCUGGCAGGGAGAGUAAAGCCUUUACAAACCAGAAAAACACAACAACUUUUUUAUUAGUCAAAAUAAAGCGCAAAUGUGCAAUCCUAAAGCUGAUACAAUAAGGGAAAAAAAAUAAACACAGAACAGUUUGUUAUAAAAAAAAAUAACCUGCCAAAAGUAGUUUCACCGGCUUUACGAAGCGCAUGUUGUAUAUAUAUUUCAAAGAAGUGAUAUCAUUUGAUUGUGUUUAUUUUUUGACGUUUGUUUUUUCUUGCCUGGGUUUAAAGUAAGCACCUAACGCUGAAAGUAUAAAUAAAUUGGUAUGGCCACAUUGAGCUAUCGCAAACGUAUAACAGAUUAUAUUCAGGGGUAUCAAUGCAUAGCUGUUACUGCUUAGAUAUUUUAGUGAGAUAGUUAUUAUUACUUUAUUCUUUAUUUUUUUCAAAUUGAUGGCUUACAUUUUUAAUUAUUGAUAAAUGUUGAGAUUAGUGUGAGUUUAUUGAUAUAUAAACUACUUAAACUCCCCAGUUGAAUCGUGUAACAUUGAAAUAGAGUUUCAGCGACCGUUCCAAAUAUAUUAUUCUUGUUUUUUAAUAGCAUAAUCAUUAGCUACUAUUUUCAUUCCAACAAAAAAAUAACCCUUCAACGAGCGCGCUACUUCUCUAAAAGGCAAUUGUUUGUAUGCUUCAAUAUGUACAAAUAUUACUAGAACUUGUCAACAUGUAGCAGAUGCAAUGCCUGUCUGUAGUUUGGAAUUCAACAACUGUGCAAACUGUAUAAUAUGUAUAUAUUUCAUUUUUCUGUUUAUUGUUUUCAAUACAUACAUGUCAUAAACUGUAUAUUAUAGUACAGUAAAUUUUACAUAUC